Podarcis lilfordi (Lilford's wall lizard) is the source of this 6282-nucleotide messenger RNA. NCBI's taxonomy places the organism in Eukaryota, Metazoa, Chordata, Lepidosauria, Squamata, Lacertidae. The record is from the annotation of a GenBank genome assembly.
AGCGGGGUUGCCUUCAGGUGUUGAGAUUCCAACUAAACAUCAGGAACACCUUUCUGAUGACGAGAGCUGUUUGACAGUGGAAAAGGCUCCUUUCUUCCUUGGAGGUUUUUAAGCAGAGGUGGGAUGGCUGUCUGUCCUGGAUGCUUUAGUUCAGAUUCCUGCAUUGCAGGGGGUUGAUGACUCUCAGGUUCCCUCCCAACUCUACAGUUCUGUGAUUCCUACGAGAGGUGGGAUUGUGCUAAGUGGCAUACGCAAAUACAGCCAUACCUCAGGUUGAAGUAGCUUCGGGAUAAGUGUUUUCGGGUUGCGCACUGCGGUGACCCGGAAGUAACAGAGCACUUUACUUCCGGGUCUCGCCGCUCGCGCAUGUGCAGACGGUAAAAAUGACGUCACGCAGAUGCGAGUUGCGUUCACUUCUGGAUGCGUACGGGGCUCCGGAACCUGUAACCUGUACAGUGGUACCUCCGUUUACGAACUUAAUUUGUUGCAGAGGUCCAUUCUUAACCCAAAACCGUUCUUAACCUGAGGUGCGCUUUCGCUAAUAGGGCCUCCCACUGCUGCGCGACUUCCGCUCACAUCCCAGGGCAAAGUUUGCUACCCAGAACACCUACUUCCGGGUUAGCAGAGCUCGUUACUGGAAGCGUUCAUAAGGCAACGGUACGUAACCCGAGGUUCCACUGUACACAAGACUUCAGGUGCUGCCAAUGGGCCUCCACUGCACCUGAUAACACACACACACACACACACACACACACACCACCUUUAAUGUAGCUGCAUCCCCCCCCCCUCCUGCCACCACCAUGGAAUCAACAGCCCAACCCACCUUCCCUGCUGGGCUGCCAAUGUGGCGUCUAACCUUCGGAAGGGCAGUGGUGCCACUUUAGAAUAGGACUGACCUUGAUUGCCAUCUGUGGUGGCCACCAUCUUUGGAUCGCAUAGAUCAUUGUGUUCUGGGUAAAUUAAGAUGGUGGGCAGCCACCAUAGAUGGGACCUAACCAUGGCUUCCAAUAAAAAGCAGCAGUGCCAUCCACUGGGGAGGGGGGUAUCAGUGAGGACAGUGAGUGGUGGCAUAGCUGAGUUGAGCUGCAGUGAGGUCCUCAGCUAGUGUGCCAGGGCUGCAUGUAAUUAACAUCAUGUGGAGAAAAAGUAAGGCUGCAUACACUAGUUCUAUUCAGUGGUCCCUGCUUAGGAGAUAUGCACCUAAUUCGUAGACAGUGUGGGGGCAAGCCUGGCACACAUGCUGCAAUGACAGGGCUAGCACACAUGGCUCUGCUCUUUCUUCAUGUACUGUUGAUUGCAUGGAGAAUAUCAUGGCUAAAUAGAAUUCAGUGAAGAAUGCGAGUUGGAAUCAGAGUCUAUAUUGUGGCUGGAAUAGGUUGGGAGGGGCAGUCAACUGGGCUCUCUAUUGAUGUAAGAGGAAGUGGAAUAAUGUGCUGUACUCCUUUUUUCGGGAGUAAAGUUACAUUGAUGGCAAUGGUGGAAACAAUGGCUGAGUGAGUGUAGGAUUUGGACUAAGCCACCUGCCCAGCUUCCACACUUCACCCAUUACAGGCUCUUUCCGUGAUCACUCCUGACGUUUCUGCAUUCAGCGUAAAGGCCUGAAUAAAAUUUCAAAGCAUGUUCAGCUGAGUGCAUUCUCCCAUCAGAUCUUCACAUGGAAUGCUUGAUAGGACAUGAUUCUACUUUUAGAGCACAAGUGGUGAGCCUCGUGCCAAAUUUGUCCCUACAGGGUUCUCUGUUUGGCCCCCAGGACUCUCCACAGGCCACACCCCUCACCAGGCCUGCUCAAUGCCCUCCUUGAGUGUUUUGCCCUGCUAGAAUGUGCCCUUGAACUCUGACAUUGUAGAAGAGAGAGGAAAGCAUGAGUAUAUGGAGAAACUAGCCUUCUGGUUAGUUGCUCUGCUCACUUUUGCCUCAGACUUCACCCCCCACUGGCCUGUGGCCCCAGAAGACUGCUCAGAAUAGACAGCAGCCCUUGAGCUGAAAUAAGGUUCCCUAACCCUGUGCCAGGCAUAGAGUGGGGCGCCAAAGAUCCAUGUUAAAACAGCUACUGCAACAAAUAGACACAUCUGUCAGCAGAUCUCUCAAAUUAAAGCAGCAGUACUGACAAGUUUUACAUAUAGUACAACUGUAGUUAGGUUUCACACUUUAUUUUGAUGUGAGAUAAGAAGAUUCCUAGUUGCAAAGUACUCAAUUCAUUAGUCCACAUGUUUGAAACUCAGUCUAGAGAAGUUAUGGAAAAUAUUCUUAUUGGGCAAAGAUACCAGAAGGGCUUGUUUGUGCUCAUUCCUUAGCUGUGUGCUUGUGAUAUACAAGAAUAUACCCAUGGCAUUGCUACUCUAACUCUGUGACGUUUAUUUAUUAACACAGUGACGUUUAUACCAUGAGAUCAGGGUACUCAUUUGAAAGCCAAUCUAAUUAAAGCACUUGAGGAUAGCAAGGUGACAGAAUGAAUGUCUCUAGAUGCAUUUGAGCCUCUGAGGGAGUUUGGGGGUUGUACCAUGGCAGAGUCUUCAGAUGCUCCCUCACUUCUGCCUGCAGUAAGGAAGAAGAAAAGCUUAACAAUCAAGGACAAAAUUAGUAUAAUAGCUGCAAUAGAAAGUGGCAAGAAGAAGACAGACAUUGCAGAAAGAUACGGUAUAAAGAAAAACUCCUUGUCCUCCAUCAUGAAGAACAAAGAGAAAGUUUUAGAAGCCUUUGAAUCGUGGCAAUUUGACCCUAAAAGAAAAAGGUUAAGGACUGCAUUUCAUACAGAUCUGGAAGUGGCACUGGUGAAGUGGUACAGAAUGGCUCAGUGUUCAAAUAUACCAGUGAAUGGGCCGAUGCUACGCUUCCAGGCUAAUGAUUUUGCACAGAAACUUGGACAUAACGAUUUUAAAUGCAGCAAUGGCUGGCUAGAUCGUUUUAAAGCAAGGUAUGGACUGGCAUUCAGAUCUCAGCCAGUUGUAGCUACUGCUCGUACUACUCGUACCACUGCUGCUACCACUACAGAGGAUACAGCAACUGCUUGGCAUCAAAAUAUUCUGUCUUACUAUUUAAAGGUUUAUCAGCCAAAUGAUAUAUUUAACAUGAAGGAGACAGGAUUGUUUUAUCAGAUGUUACCUAGUGCUACUUUUACAUUUAAAGGAGAAACAUGCUCCCUGGGAAAAUUAGGCAAAGAAAAAAUAACUGUAGUGGUUGGCGUAAAUAUGGAUGCUUCAGAAAAACUUCCGUUGCUUGUUAUAGGAAAGAACAAAACUCCCUGCUGCUUUCAGGGUGUCACAUCACUGCCUGUGGAAUAUCAGUCAACUACUAUGGCACAGAUGACUUCAGAGCUGUUUGAUCAGUGGGUGAGCAAACUUGACAAGAGAUUUCAAAUACAGAAGCGUCACAUCAUUAUUUUUGUGGACUCUUUCCCUUUUCACCCAGAGGUAAGGAAUUUGAAGUCUAUCAGACUUGUAUCCUUCCCUUCUUGCUCACCCUCCAGAUUUACAGCUGUGAAACAAAAUAUCACCAAGAGUCUGAAAGUAAAAUACCGGUGCCUUCUUCUCAAGAGAUUUGUAGACUGUGUUGAAAGUGGUAAGGAAUUCACGCUGACUUUGCUUGAUGCCGUUGACAUGUUAUACCUAUGUUGGAGGGCUGUAUCUCCAGGGACAGUUGUUGAAAGCCAUAGCAAAGAAGGGUUUAGAUCACAAACUGGGGAAAACAUUGAUGAGGACACAGAAACGGAAAUUAAUUUUGAUUUGGCUGCAUAUGCAUCGGCAGCAGGAGUUGAGUUUCCAAAAGGCUUGUCUUUGGAGGAAUAUGUAGCUUUCAAUGAUGACUUGAUAAAUUGUGAAAUGCCUCCUAACACUGAAAUAUCACAGGCUAAAAAAGGUACUUCAGGUAGAACUUAUGAGAAAGAUGAAGGUGAUGACUUUCCAGGAUGUAAACACCCUUUGCCAUCAAAGAAGGAGGCCCUUACUGCUUUGGAUACUCUUCGAAGAUUUCUUAGACAUCAAGAUUUGAAGGAAUCUCUUCAUACUUCCUUCACGGUUCUGGAGGACUUUAUUCAUCUUGCAGCAUCUAAAUAAGUACUUUAAUGAAAACUACUAAUUGCUUAGUUCGUUUUAAAAAUAACUCUAUCAUAUAUAUCCUAUAAAAUUUGAGGCCUAUUAUGCUAAACCCGACCUAUGAGCCAUUUAUGGUGGAUUUUGCUGCCUCCAUGGGACUGCAAAAACCCGGAGAGCUGUCAAAUGCCCACCACAUGGCUGGUGGAUUGUGUCUGCCUUGGCAGGUCACAAACUGGACAGGCCCAAUGAACAAUGCAAGAUUUUGUGAAUUGUGUUGCAAUGGUGCUACCCUGAUCCAUAAUUCUGUCUAUGCUCUCAGGUUACAAUUGUAUUCGUCUCACCCCAGAAGAAUUCAGAGUAGCAUUUGAGGCUCACAGCAACCCUGUAAGGUAGAUUAUGGCAAGAGAUCGAGAUGUAUCUUUGUAAGCGCUGCUGUAUAACAACUAGUUUACGUUAAUGCAAGUUAUCCUAAAAUAGUAGUUUUUCUUUCUGCAUUUAUUAUUAUGAUUAGAUAUUUAUUUAUACCCCGUCUUUCCCCUUGAUGGGACUCAAAGCAACUUACAGAUGCAGUGGUACCUCGGUUUAAGAACAGCCCUGUUUAUGAACUAUUUGGUUUACGAACUCCGCAAAACCAGAAGUAGUGUCCCAGUUUGCGAACUUUACCUCAGUCUAAGAAUGGAAUCCGAAUGGUGGAAGGGCACCAGCGGCAGGAGGCCUCAUUAGGGAAAGCGCGCCUUGGUUUAAGAACGGUUUCGGUUUAAGAACCGACUUCUGGAACGGAUUUGUAAACCGAGGUACCAGUGUAUACUGUUUUGUUACUGCUUGCUGUUUCUUUAGCUGAAGAUGCUUCCCCACCUCUUCCAGUCAGUAGCCCUUCAGUGGAAUCUUGGCAUAUUGCUUUGACAAGCGACUCCCCACCAUCUAACACAUCUAAUAUUAUACCCCUAAAGAGAUCACAUUGCAAAACUAACUGUGAGAUGCAUAGCAGCAAAGUGGGUCAGGUUUGACAUGGAUGUAAAAUGUGACUUGAGCUGCCAGCAUGAAGUACUUUACGCAAAGCGUGUUAAGAAAACACUAAAAUAAAUGAAAUAUUUAAGACUAGAAUGUACUUAGAACAUUUCACUGGCUCUGUUUCACAUGAUGCAGACUAAAUAAGUUAUUUUGUUAUGAAUUAAAUCAAGUAAUAUUAACAGAUAACAAUAUAUACCCACAUGCUCAAGCCUUUAUAGCAGCUCAAUAUAUUAGGAAGAUGUUAAGACCCAGAGGAUUCAGACUGGGACCAAGCAGACAGCCUUGACACACCUGAAUAACCUGUUUAGCAGUCCAACUCACCUUGUCAUUCAGACACCUCACUGGGGGCAGGGGGGCUUUAAUCAGUUUCUGCACCCCUUUACAGAUCCAGGCUUCCACCACUUCCUAUCCUAACCUAUCUCCCUAAAGCUGAGGAAGAAACAGAACUGGCGAAGAACCAGAGGUCUGCUUAGAAAAUGUAUACUUAAGUGGGCAACUGGUGCAUCUUGGCACCCAGUUGGUGAUCUGAAAGAGAAUGGCCUGGCUUUCCUAGCAUCAAACAGCUCAGUGUGUGCCUGAUCUUUGCCCUGCUUUUUUGUUCAUUCUUGCACUGGCUCCUGACUGGAUCUCCCUUUGCUUUGUGCCAGAAUUCUGCCUGCACUUUGGUCUCUGUGCCUGGUUGGACUCCAGUAAGAUGAGCUGAUCUCAGACAGAAGCAAAAAACGAUCCAAAUAACUGGUGGUGUCAACUAAGUUUUAUUAAAAGUAGACCCACUGAAAUUAAUGAACGCGACCAAGUUAGAUCUGUGAAUUUUAGUGCGUCUACUCCGAGGAGCAUACCACCCAAAAUAUCAGCUAAAUAUUUUCUGAGGUGUUCUGGAUACAUACAAAAAACCUUUCCUACACAGCCUGAAAUUUCCAGAUGCUUCAGACUAUAACUCCCAUGACCUCCAGCCAUCAUGGGUAACAGAUGGGAAUAAUGGGAGUUGCAAUCUGACUGCCUUAAGGAAACCCAUUUGGCUCACUCUGACUUUAAAACUCUACUUCUUUGCUCCUGCUGGCAAAUUACAGUGCCUUACAUAAAAGUGUGUGUGCGUUCGUGUGCGCACACACACACACACACACACAAGAUUCUGACUACUAUUCUUACCACUACAGCACAUGAUGGUGAUCUCAUGAUAUAAUUUCAUCAGUACUAUUUAUGGCAGUAUUCUAAAACGUGUAUCCCAGUACUACAGAAC